Messenger RNA from Siniperca chuatsi (mandarin fish), 1345 nucleotides. Its product is annotated as proline-rich receptor-like protein kinase PERK10. Lineage: Eukaryota; Metazoa; Chordata; Actinopteri; Centrarchiformes; Sinipercidae. The coding region runs from base 217 to 1212 and encodes 331 amino acids. The transcript is spliced from 6 exons. The record is from RefSeq and is a predicted model, not a curated record.
UCCAAUGGGAUGCUAAUGUUGCUCUGUGUCUGCUGGAUGUGGAAGUAGCCAGCUGUUUGUUAACAUGUUCAACAACAUGCUCAAAAGGUCAUUUGAGUUUCUGUCUUGUACUGGCACAGAAUUAGUUGUGAGGGAAAUGUGAUCAUACUGUAUAUUUAAACAACAGGAUCCAUCAGUGCUCAUCGACCACAAAAAGACCAAAAAAUAAAGGUGAGAAUGUGGGGUUUACACGUCCAGGCAGCUGAGUUCCUUUCCUCAGCUCAGAAUAAAACAGUGUUUUUAUGCUCAGUCAUUUCAGUCUGUAUGAGGACGAGGAUGAAGAUCUACAGCUGCCUGUUAGCCUUUGUUCUGGGCUGUAAUGUCACUGCAGAAAUACAGCAGAAAAUAAUCAGGGAGAAGGCCUCCAUCUCUCUGCGAUGUCCUCACUCUGUGGAGGGUAAAGUGACGUGGAGCAGAGAGAUUAAUGGAAACAAAGUUGACAUACUUACAGUUGAAGCUGACGGAGAUAUAAGACACAAUGACCCAGGCAGACGAUACAGUUCAUUGGCAGAUAAGUCACUUCACAUUAGCAGAGCUACCGUCUCAGACACUGGAAGAUACUUCUGUAAUAAUGAACCGGCUGUGGAGCUGACGGUGAUCCCAUCAGGUCAUAAGGUACCACCAACAAUGACGACAACACCAACAACUACAACAACAACACCACCUCCACCUCCAACAACAAGACGAACCACGCCUCCACCUCUUCCAGCACCAUCAACACCGCCUUCACCUCCAACAACAAGACGAACCACGCCUCCACCUCUUCCAGCACCAUCAACACCACCUUCACCUCUAACAACAAGACGAACACCACCUCCACCUCCAACAACAAGACGAACCACGCCUCCACCUCUUCCAGCACCAUCAACACCGCUGGUAAACACAGCUGCUCCUGAAGACCAGCAACUACAGCAUGGUUUGGUGUUUGGAAUAACUACCGGCCUCCUCCUCGUCCUCAUCCUCAUCAUCAUCAUCAUCGUCUUGUCCUUUAGGAGACACAGGUCCAACAGACGAGGAAAUGAAGAAACAUACAUCUAUGAUGAGAUACUGAAUGGAUUAGUGUCUCCAACUACAAAUGGUACAUCACAGCUGAAGGACUCCACGUACGUUUUACUGGGGAAACCCAAAGCACCUGGAAACAACAGUGAACAAUAUUUACAUAGUUUCACCUGAAUAUCUUGCUUCUGUCAGGUAAAAACAGACUUCUGAGUUAUUUGUAGGAAAAUAUUGAAAAAGAUGCUUAUUUCUCUGUGUUGCAUGGACGGAUUAUGAGACAAUGGGCCCCUGGGCACAGACAUGUAAAAAA